AUGGCAUCCUGCAGUACCAGCAGCGAGGAGGACCGCAGCCUGCGGGAAUGUGAGCAAUAUGUACAGAAACACAACAUCCAGCAACUUCUUAAAGACUGCAUUGUCCAGCUGUGCACAGCACGCCCCGACAGACCCAUGGCCUUCCUCCGAGAAUAUUUUGAGCGUCUGGAGAAGGAGGAAGCCAAGCAGACCCUACACCAGCAGAAAUCUGGCUCCCGCUCUGAUUCCCGUGAGGAUGAGAUCUCCCCACCCCCACCUAUGAAUCCUGUAGUAAAGGGUCGCAGACGGCGUGGAGCUAUCAGUGCAGAGGUGUACACAGAGGAGGACGCAGCUUCGUAUGUACGCAAGGUCAUCCCUAAAGACUACAAGACUAUGGCGGCUCUGGCCAAGGCCAUUGAGAAGAACGUUCUGUUUGCACAUCUGGAUGACAACGAGAGAAGCGACAUAUUUGAUGCCAUGUUCUCUGUCACCUACAUAGCCGGAGAAACAGUCAUCCAGCAGGGUGAUGAAGGCGAUAAUUUCUAUGUGGUGGACCAGGGGGAGAUGGAUGUUUAUGUCAAUAACGAGUGGAUGACCAGUAUCGGAGAGGGCGGAAGUUUCGGAGAAUUGGCAUUAAUCUAUGGAACGCCAAGGGCAGCCACUGUGAAAGCCAAAACCAAUGUGAAGUUGUGGGGAAUUGACCGGGAUAGUUACAGGAGGAUCCUCAUGGGGAGCACACUACGCAAGCGCAAGAUGUACGAGGAGUUCUUGAGCAAAGUCUCCAUUCUGGAAUCUCUGGACAAGUGGGAGCGGCUGACUGUGGCGGACGCUCUAGAGCCUGUUCAGUUUGAGGAUGGACAGAAGAUUGUGGUGCAGGGUGAGCCUGGGGACGAGUUCUUCAUCAUCCUGGAGGGUACUGCUGCCGUGCUCCAACGCCGCUCUGAGAAUGAGGAGUUUGUGGAGGUCGGCCGGCUGGGUCCUUCAGAUUAUUUUGGUGAGAUUGCCCUGCUGAUGAAUCGGCCUCGAGCAGCCACUGUGGUGGCUCGCGGGCCCUUGAAAUGUGUGAAGUUGGACCGCCCACGCUUUGAACGGGUCCUGGGUCCCUGUUCUGACAUCUUGAAGAGAAACAUCCAGCAGUACAACAGCUUUGUGUCACUGUCAGUCUGA
Messenger RNA from Staurois parvus, 1146 nucleotides. Lineage: Eukaryota; Metazoa; Chordata; Amphibia; Anura; Ranidae. The record is from the annotation of a GenBank genome assembly.